CAUCAUUCUCUAAUCUAGGGUCUUGUACCUAGGUACCUCCUACGAGACAAGCCCAGACUUUUGGGAAUGUACGAGUAAAACGUGAAACAUCCAAGUCACCCUCGACUUUACGACGCUUUCUUCCCUAAUAUGCUUCUCGUCGCGACAAUGAGCCGCUGCCACCGCUCCUGUUUCCCCUCCCGCUUCAUGUGACGCUCGCUUCGACCGCGCAUUUAAAGACUAACCCGGGAAAGGCGUCUUGCGGGGUAGAUUCUCGUCGAGGUGACCUUCGCGUUGUGCACUAGAGAGUCGACUCGGGGACGAGACAAGAUUUCCCUUCCGUCCCCUUCGCCCUUCCUCCUUCUCCGGUUUGUGGUUGGGAAGGGGAAUAUUUCGGGCAGGACAGCUACCAUGAGUUGUUCACGGGCCCUACGCACUUGCGAGAGUCUGGGCUGCUCAUGCGCAGGCCCGGGUCCGGGCGCGCGCCGGGCGAAUUUUGGUCUCGUAGCGUCUGCCUCAGCCGAUGCACUGCUGGGGGCGAGAGCGAAGGCCCUGUUGCUGUUGCCUGCGCAGAGGCCCCUGUAUAGUCUGCGCGCGAAUGGCUUGAAGCUUCGUUACUCAGGAAGAAGCACUCGGGGGGGCGGCAGCGUAGGAGAGCAUCUGCGUCCAAGUGCCACUACAGCUUCAACUCUUGUCUCUAGAGGAUUUGGUUUGUCUCACCAGAACCUCCUCUCGUUUACCACCGGAUAUCGACAGAUGCAUAAUGAGACGAAGUAUAAGGACCAAAGCCGCCAAGUUUCAGAGCCUUCGGGGCCACUUCCAGAGAAACCUCGCGGGAUUAGGAAAGUAAUCCCAAAGGUGCUCCCCUCUCUGACGCCACACGAGAAUAUAUAUACGGUGCCCAAUAUCCUAACAUUUUCGCGCCUCAUCACCGCCCCGUUCGUCGGCUACGCCAUUCUCCACGACGCCCACGGUUGGGCGUUGGGAUUGUUUGCUUACGCCGGUGCCUCGGACCUCCUAGAUGGUUGGAUCGCCCGCCGGUGGAAGCUGCAAACAGUUGUUGGCAGCGUCGUAGACCCGAUGGCCGACAAGACGCUCAUGACCGUCUUGACCGUAUGCCUAGCUAUGCGCGGCGCGCUGCCCGUAUGGCUUGCUAUCAUCAUCCUCGGGCGCGAUGUCGCCCUGGGCCUCGCCGCCAUAUACUAUCGGUGGGUAUCUCUACCGCCACCGAAGACGUUCACGCGCUACUGGGACUUCUCCCUGCCGUCGGCGGAGGUACGGCCCACAACAAUCAGCAAGUACAACACGUUCCUACAGCUGGGGCUCAUGGGGGUUACAAUGGUGACACCUCUGCUUAGCGUGGAUGUCGGUCCGACUCUUACGGCUUUUCAAUAUCUAGUCGCCACCACGACAGUGUGGAGCGGUCUGAGUUACAUCUUCAGCAAGGACGCGGUCAAGAUCCUAUCGCAUAAUAAAGGCAAGAAAAAACGCGAAUAAUCGAGACACGGCAUCCCCUUCCCGGGAGAUGUGGUAAGACGAGAUAUGUACAGUUCAUUGAUUUUUACGGAAACGCCUCGUCACUUGCACGGCAAAGAGGCCAUGUGGGAAUGUUUCUAUGUGAAGAGGAAAAGGGGUCAGGGGUCAGGGGUCGUAAGGGUAGUUCGUACGAUGGUGUAUAGUAUGCUAUAGACGAGUGAUUUCCGCAUAGGUUUGGCUUUCUAUCAAAACAAAAGUAGACGGGCGGGCAGCACGUUGCAAGAGUAGCAUAGCGGGUCAAAUAGAGC
This is a messenger RNA of Durotheca rogersii, 1763 nucleotides long. Its product is annotated as CDP-alcohol phosphatidyltransferase-domain-containing protein. Gene Ontology annotation, molecular function: cardiolipin synthase activity. Gene Ontology annotation, biological process: cardiolipin biosynthetic process. The record is from RefSeq and is a predicted model, not a curated record. Gene Ontology annotation, cellular component: membrane; mitochondrion. Bases 391 to 1476 code for a protein of 361 amino acids. NCBI's taxonomy places the organism in Eukaryota, Fungi, Ascomycota, Sordariomycetes, Xylariales, Xylariaceae. The transcript has 5 exons.